AUGACAACAACUACUACUACUAUAACAAAUACUACUAAUACUACUACUACUACUACUUCUACUAUAACUACUACUACUACUACCACUACUACUACUACUAAUACUACUAACAUCAUUACUACUACUACUACUACUGCUAUUACUACUACUACUACCACUACUUCUAAUACUACUACUACUACUAAUACUACUACGAAUAUUACUACUAAUUCUAGGACUAAUGCUACUACUACUACUACUAAUAAUUAUAAAAAUAAUACGAAUACUUAUACUACUACUACUAUAACUGCUAAUACUACUACAAAUAAUACAACUACUACUACUACUACUAACGUACAUACUGCAAUUACCACUGCUACUACUACUACUACAAAUACUACUACCAAUAUUACUACUACUACUACUGCUAAUAUUGCUACUUUUACCACUACUACUAAUAAUAAUUAUAAUAAUAAUACUACUAAUACUACUACUACUAGUACUACUAUAACUAAUAAUUCUACUACUAAUAAUACAACUACUACUACUACUAAUUUAGGUACUGCAACUAGUACUAAUUCUACUACUACUACUCUUAUUACUAUAACUACUACUAAUAAUACUACUGCUACUACUACUACUACCACUACCAACACUACUGCUACUAUCACUACUACUACUAUACCUACUACUAUUACUACUAAUAAUAAUACCACUACUACUAUUAAUACUACUACUACUAAUACUACCACUACUACCACUACUAUAACUAAUAGUAUAACUACUACUACUACUGCUACUAAUAUAACUACUACUACUACUACAAAUACUACUAACAACACUGCUAAUACUACUAAUACUACUACUACUAAUAUUAUAACUGCUACUAAUAUUACUACUACUACUACUACCACUGCUUCCAUUAUAAAUACUACUACUACUAUUAAUAUAACUACUACUACUACUACUACUAUAGCUACUACUACUACCACUACUACUACUACUAC
Heterobilharzia americana is the source of this 986-nucleotide messenger RNA. NCBI's taxonomy places the organism in Eukaryota, Metazoa, Platyhelminthes, Trematoda, Strigeidida, Schistosomatidae. The record is from the annotation of a GenBank genome assembly.